Messenger RNA from Cladophialophora carrionii CBS 160.54, 2370 nucleotides. RefSeq lists its product as uncharacterized. The coding region runs from base 1 to 2370 and encodes 789 amino acids. Lineage: Eukaryota; Fungi; Ascomycota; Eurotiomycetes; Chaetothyriales; Herpotrichiellaceae. The transcript has 2 exons. Gene Ontology annotation, cellular component: mitochondrion; mitochondrial inner membrane. The record is from RefSeq and is a predicted model, not a curated record. Gene Ontology annotation, biological process: glycine import into mitochondrion. Gene Ontology annotation, molecular function: glycine transmembrane transporter activity.
AUGUCCAAUGGCGGCGCCGGCACGAUCCAGAGCUCCAAGAAGGCCCAUCCGACCUUUCACUUCUUUGCCGGCUUGACAUCUGGCGUGUCCAGCGCCGUGCUUUUGCAACCGGCGGACUUGCUCAAGACCCGGGUGCAGCAAUCCCAUUCCUCCUCUCUCGUACCCGUCCUACGAUCGAUCCUUUCCGGGCCACAUCCCAUCGCCAGCCUCUGGCGAGGCACCCUCCCCUCAGCACUACGCACCGGCUUCGGCUCCGCACUCUACUUUACCUCGCUCAGCUCGCUGCGCCAACUUCUCGCGAACAAGACCGCGGCGGCGACGUUUGGGAAUGGCGGAGCAGCAGCAGUUUCGCCGGGCAAGAGCAGUUCCGUGCUGCCCAAGCUGUCGAAUACGCAAAAUCUCAUCGCGGGGGCGACAGCGCGAGUGUUUGCGGGCUUUAUACUCAUGCCGGUGACGGUGAUCAAAGUGCGUUACGAGUCGGAUCUGUACGCGUACAAGUCCAUCGCGUCGGCGUCCCGCUCCAUCUAUGCGUCGGAGGGUCUGAAGGGAUUCUUCUCAGGGUUCGGUGCUACCGCCGUUCGCGACGCACCGUAUGCGGGACUUUACGUGCUAUUCUAUGAGCAGUGCAAGACGCAUCUGAACAAGAUGUUCGCGGCGGAGCAGACAACUGCGCUCGACGGAUUAGAAGGGCGGCCUUCGAUUGCGAGUUCAGCCACCAUCAAUGCCUCGAGUGGUGUUUUGGCCGCAGGAUUGGCGACUAGCAUGACCAAUCCGUUCGACGCGGUCAAGACGAGGCUGCAGCUCAUGCCGCAGAAGUAUGGCAAUACUUUGAAAGCCACGCGGCUGAUGCUCAAGGAGGACGGCGUCAAGGCGUUCUUCGACGGAUUGGGCCUGAGGAUGGGGAGAAAAGCGUUGAGCUCUGCCCUGGCAUGGACCGUGUAUGAGGAGCUCGUCGGCAGAGCUGAGCGAUUUAUCGCAAGGCGCGAGGAGGAGAGAGCAAUCGUCUCGACGACACUCUGCCGUCGCUACCUCAUCUCCGAAGGUCGUACUACGAUCCACAAAUCGGACAAGGACUCCAGUCCAGCAACCUCAGAUGCUCACCAGCCGUGCUCACCCUUCUACCUCGAGACAGGCUACUCCAUCUUUGCCAAAAGGCCCUCCCGCCCAUUCCCACCCCCGUUUGUGUCUCUGCCGUCCGGCUCCUUUUCAGACCCACUCACCACACACAAUCCCUCCUCGAUUCCCCGCAGCGCUCGUCGACCAAAAGUGAAUGGUCAACCCAUCCGGGGAAUCACAAACGGGGACGAUGCAAUCAUUAUUGGCGCAGACCAGAGGUUCAUCGCUGUGAAUGACGGAGUCGGUGCCUGGGCGCAGAAGGAACGUGGCCACGCUGCACUGUGGUCGAGGCUGAUAGCGCAUUUCUGGGACGUCGAGGUCCAGAAGUCGUUGGUGAAAGGGGGAGAUGCGAACGCCCACGAGGUCGAUCCUGUCAAGAGCUUGGAGACGGCAUUCGAUGCCACCAAGAAGGCCACAAAGGGCACGUUCAAAAGAGAUCCGGACCAGGAAGUCUACUCGGAGGCUGACGAGGGUGAAAGUGACGAUAGCGACGGCUCGUCCCCUGGCGGCACGCCCACGUCGUCAUCAUCCUCCAAGGAGUCCCCAGAGGCAAAGGAGUCUUCCAAGAACGACAUUCUCGGCACGACCACCGCCUCGUCGGCUCUGCUAUACCACAAACAAGGGGCCUCGGGAUCCACGCCAGUUAUCCUGGCCACAACGCUGGGGGACUGCAAAGUCCUUGUGAUCCGCCCGUCGCCAUCUGCAGCCCAAUCUCCUUCGACCUCGUCGUCGGGUUCUGACUCGGACUCGGACUCCGAGACCAGCGGCGGGACCAUUCUUUACCACUCCAAGGAACAGUGGCAUUGGUUCGAUUGUCCUCGCCAACUAGGCACAAACUCCCCCGACACCCCCACGGGCAACGCAGUCUGCGAUACCAUUGAAGACAUCCAAGUCGGCGACGUCGUCGCCGUCCUGAGCGAUGGCGUGACGGAUAAUCUAUGGGAGCAUGAAAUUUGCGAGAACAUCUGCGAAAGUAUUCGCCAGUGGAACGAUUCUGCGGCCUCAUCAGCUACCAGCGAUACCGGGAAACCAAAGCAAAACGGCUAUGCAAACGACGACGGAGACGCCAAAGACGGCAUCGUGUACGUGGCGCGAAGGUUGAUGAACGCGGCGAGAGAAAUCGCCAUGGAUCCGAACGCCGAGAGUCCGUACAUGGAACGUGCCUUUGACGAGGGUAUAGCCGCCGAGGGAGGCAAGUUGGAUGACAUUAGCGUUGUCAUUGGGAUUGUAAGGAAACGGGAAGGGAACGAAUGA